ACUGUGCGAUUGCAUGCACCAAAACAUUAUUGUUUAUUUACGUUGUCAUAAAGGAAAGGUCAUAACAUAACUUUUUGAUUUCAAAUGGAUAACAUUACUAAUGUGAAAAUUGUUGAGUGUGAUGAAUCAAUGUACCUAAAACCGGCUCGCAUGUUAUAUGAACAGAAUGGGAUUAAAAAAUCAUGGGAUUUAAUGCGUAUUCAUGAUAGUGUGGGUAUCAUAAUCUUUAAUGUAACUCGGGAAGUUUUACUUUUUGUGAAGCAGUUCAGACCUGGAAUGACUAUUGAGCUUUGUGCAGGGAUUGUAGAUAAGGUCCAGAGCCUAGCUGAGACAGCCAGAGAUGAAAUAUUAGAAGAAUGUGGAUAUUCAGUUCCACUGACAUCAUUACAGAGAGUUACUUCAUAUAGGUCAGGAGUUGGUGUAACUGGCUCCAAUCAAACUUUGUUUUAUGUGGAAGUAACUGAUUCAAUGAAAGUGUCUCAAGGCGGGGGCAACAAUUAUGAAGGAGAAUAUAUAGAAGUUAUAGAGAUGGAUCUCGAGCAAGCUUAUUCAUUAAUAUAUGAUGAAAAAGUACCUAGACCUGCAUCUCUUAUGUUAGCUUUAAUGUGGUUCUUUAGAAACAAAACUUCUAGAAUUGUUCAAAAAUUAUAGAAAAUGUAAUUAUGAUAAAAAAUUUAUGCAACAUUUCGGAGAUUAUCAAUUUAUAAUAUUUAUUUAAAAUCAUAUAUGUAUAUUUAUAUUAGUUGUGGGGAAUAUAUUGUUUUUGCAUAUGUUUAUAUUUGUUUAAAUUUAGUACUUGUAAAAUGUAUACACUGUUUGCCAUGUUUAAUAACUUUAUUUAGUUUAAGGUAAAAUUAUAUGUAAAAAUGCUGCUAAAAUACAUAUUAUAAUGUUUUUAAUUUGCAUCUUAUUGCAAUUUAAAGUGAUAAAUGUUCAUGCAAAAUUGUAAGAUUUCCAAGUUGUAAUAAUUAUGUAUCAUAUUUAAUAAUUGGUAAAAUUCAGCCUUGUUUUUAGCAAACAAAAAGUUCUUCUUGAAACAAAAAGUGUAUGCAUUUCAAGAGACAAACAGCAUAGUCUUCCAUAUUGAAUGGAUGUAACACAUUAUUCAGAAUUUUUCAUUUGAAAUCAAACACCAAGCAAAAGCUGACUUUCAGUUAUUAAAUUUUCAAGUUGUUUGCAAUAUUUAACAUUCCUUAAAAAUCACUUUAUUUUUAUCAUUAAUAAUAAUGUGAAAAUCCUAAAAUUUUCCUGAAUUUUGUUCUAAUAAAUAAGAAUAAAAAAGCAAAGCUCUUUUCCCUACUAAGUUCUUAAUAUGAAGUAAUUCUUCAUGCUGCUAAUACUUAAAAUAAGUGAUAUUACAUUGGCUAUUUGUGUAUGUAUACCGGUAAUUAUUUGAGCAACUGUUUUGAUUGUGAUAUGGUACUGUUUAAUGAUGUAUAUAAUGUUAAAGAAUUAUCAAGAAUAAAUAUCAUUCAUUUUUAGGAUGAGCUUCUCUUUUUUAUUGUAUGUAAUCAACGAAACCUAGUGUUUAUUUAACAUUUGUUUAACCUCUUGCCUUACCAUUGGAGUUGCAAGAGCACAUGACAUAAAUAUCAACAAGGUCAUCACAUGUCGAGACGUUUUAUGGUUUGGCCGAAACAUUCGACAUGGAAACAACUCCAGCCUCAGUUAUGUCCAAAUAUUGCACAUUUUUCUAAAAGAUUUAUGGUAACUGGCUUUAUUACAAAACUGUCAAACAUUAAAGCUAUGUUACUGAAUUGCCAGUUAUAUACUGAAUUAUUAAACUGAAACAACUGACUGCAGAUUACCAAAGUAAUCAAAUAGACAGUUCUAUUGUUAAUACUUCACUUUUCUGUUCAUUUUUCAGAUACAGCAUAUGAGGAAGUUUCUUUGAUCAAGUAAGGGUAAUUUUUAAAUGUACUUUGACCAUUUGAAAACUGGCCCACCAGUGGCCUAGCAGUAAAAUCGCUGAACACUGGUAGUUUGGUCCAAGGUUCAAAUCCCACGAAUGGGAUGGCUACAUGUGCGUUUUCAUGGUUUUCCCCAUGUAUAUGAGCCAGUUUCCCUUAGAAGGAUGAAGGCAUUCCUCCUCUUAGGCAGAUAACCCUCAAGGCUUUGCCAUAGUCAUAUAAACAAAAAACCAUUUGAAAACUAACUGUGAAAGACCAAACAAAUCACACUUUUGUCUAUUGUGAUAUGUAAGUGCUGUGUAAGGUUAAAACUAAUUUUAUUUUGCAAGAUGUUCGAUAAAUACCUGUCAAUUUAUGUCAAACAAUAAAUGUUUAUUAUCCUGAAUUGAAAUUUAUCACAGGUUUUAUUUUGCAUAAUUUAUCGUGUCAUUCACGAAAUUGUUAUUGCAAAAUGCAGACAUAUAGUUAUUUGAAAAAAUCUGUUGAAUGGUGUCAUUUUUCUGGAUAUUGAAGUUUCUAUAACUGCUGUUGUAGACCAGCGAAUUUUAAUUUUAUGUUUUUUAACUUCAGCCAUUAUUAUGUGUAGUGUAAAAUAUAUUUUCAUUUCAUCACAGUUUACAGGAAACCAAGUCUUAUCUAUUUUAUACCUUUUAUUUGAAUUCUUUGCUAUGUGGUUUGCGUAUCAAUUCGUCUCAGGGACAAUAUUUUCCUGAAGUAUAUGAUCAAUGCCUAAUUCUUUUUUGUUUUCACCUAACAGACUUAAAGUUACCCUUUUAUUCCAGAUAUCUCUGUGUAGUUACAAAUUUUUGGUUCAUUAAUUUUACAUUCCAAAUCCAUAGCGGGCCCACCAGCAGCUGAACGGUAAAGUCGCUGAACACUGGUAGUUCAGUUCAAGGUUCAAAUCCCAUGAACGGGCUGGCUGCAUGGGCGUUUUUGUGGUUUUUCCCAUGUUUAAUGUGUAUACGAGCAAGUUUCCCUUAGAAAGUCCUCCACGAUAGCAUCCCUUCUCUUAGGCAGAUAGCCCUUGAGGCUUUACAUAAUCACAUAAAAACAAACAAAACCAAACCAAAUCCAUAGCUCUGAUUGUUGAUGAUUACUGUGGUCUUUUUUGUCUGUGUCAUCUUCAUUAACUAGUAUUGCCAGUAGUCGCUUACAAUAUUUUCAUGUAGGAAGUAAAAUGUCAGUACUGUCACUUUAAAAUAUCUAUCAAAUCAUUGUUUAUGUUGAUAGUAGAACUUUCACUGCUCUUAUGAAAGCUUAAUAUUUUUUCGAAAACAUUUUAAAGCGUAUGAAGUAUUUAAGAAAAUAUAUCUGCCCAUCCAAACAUGGCCAGAAAAUCAGUAAGUGUGUAGCCCAAACAUUGUACCAUUUCUCUCACAUGUUGUGUUUAUUUUUGGCCGGAUCAACUUAACACGUUUCUCACUCGACAUCAUAAGGGGGCAAAAUAAAAAGGCUUCAGCAUUUCACAAGACAAAAUUGAAGUUAUGCACCUUGAAUUCCACUUGAAGAUGUAAUUUAUGAUAAAGGAUUAACAGCUGUUGAUUUUGAUGAUUUGAACCUCAAAAGUAUAAAAAUUUUUACUAUCAAGAUCUGAGUAUAUAUAAUAGCUGCAUGGAUUAGUUGAAAGCAAUGCAAUAUACUUACAAUAUCAAUAUUUGAAUAAUUCUAAUUGUAUACAAAAAUGAUCAUAUCAGAACACCAACUGAUAUUUGUAUCUCUAAAUGAUGGCCAUAUAAUGAAUUAGGGUGAAGUACUUUUUAGGAAAUGAAACCUUCCAUAGUUAGCAAAUGAUAUAAAUUUAGUUAAUCGCAUAUUAUUUUUGUAUAUUAUUAUAUUAACUAUUUGAUUGCUGAGAAAUCUGCUUGCUUUUAUUUAUUUAUCAGCUUACCUUACCUUUAAAUGAACUAAAUUUUACUUUAAUUUUUUAAUUGAAAAUUAUUUUGAUUGAAAUAUAGACAAGAUAUUAAGCAUUUCAAACAUUUAUCUUCUUUCAAGAGUCAUGGUAAGUUUCAUGCAGCAUUUAUUUUUUAUUUUUAUUACUCUUGAAAUGUGUAAAAUAUGAGUUUAUUUAUACCUUUGUUUACCGAUAAUCUUAUACUGAGGAAUCAUUGGGUAAUUCAUAUAUAUUUAUGAUUACUUUCCUUGGAAGCUGCGGAUAUUUUACUUUAAAUUUAUUAUAGAGUUAAUGUACACUCUUUAUAUAAGUAGCAUUAUCACCAAAUAGUCUUAUAAGAAUAUUUGUAGUGUGGAGUGAAUUUUGAUUUUGCUAAGAUCAUGUGAAUUAAGGAAAUUUAUUUAAUGGCAUUUAUUAAACUAAUUUAGCAUUAGAUUCAAAUAGAAAGAGAAAUACAUAAAUGUUAAACUUAAAAUUUAUCAAAACAGAAAUCUUGUUUUGGCAUAGAAUUUAAAUAAAACUCUGAUAAUUUAGAGAGCGAUCAGACACAAGUCCCUUUUUUGAAGAGCUUGGGCUUAUGUAUGAUCUUCCUCAAAUGUAUUAUUAAUUUCACUACUUGGAUGAAUACUUUUCAAUAAUAUGAUUUUAAAUAUCGGUCCAAUACUUUAAAUUAUUCUAAUGUAAUUUUUAAAUAUAUCAUAAAUUAAAAUAUGGUUGCUGUUAAACUGUUAACGUUAGAGUGAAGCAGAGGAUGAUAUAUAAUAGAUAAAUUAUGGGGAAAACUCAAUGAUUGUCUACUGAUAAACAUAAAUAGAUUUUGUUAUGAUUUUUAAUGGCUUUCUUUUAAAUAACUUGAUCAUGUAUUGCAGGAAUUCUUCAUAUCGGUUGUUAUGUGUUUUGUACAAAGAAUAUUUUUGUACAGAGUUGCAACAUAAUGUACAAUUCUCAUCUUUAAAUGAAUAAGCAAUUCAAUACUUGAUUCAUUAUUGCCAUUUUUAAGAAAAAAUAUCUACCCAGAGUGUUUUCAUAAAGUACAUCUGGGUUUCCACUGCAUAGAAAAUCCAAAAAAGUCAAGAAAAUGAAAAAUGAUCUAUGAAAAUAUAAACUUUUUUCAAACAAUGAGAAAAGCUUAAAUAAAUAAAACAAUCUUAUUAUAUAAUAAAAAAGUUCAUGAUGUGAAUAAAAAAUAUGCCUUUCUUAAAAUGACAGCAAAUAAAGAGUUAUUGUAAUCUUUGUUUUUCUUAUAGAAGCUAUUUUAACCACCUCAUAUUUUUCUGCUAAAAUUUUAUCAACAUACAGCUCUUCUCUCCAUGUGCUAGUUAGCUGUUACUCAUUUCUUUAGAAAUGUAGCUCCUAUUUCACCUUUCUAGCUUUAGAAUUUUUUUCCAUUUGCUUCAUAAUAAUGUGUAAGAUAAAUUAAGGUUUUAAUUAUUUCACUGUAUUUUGUAAUAAAUGCAUAAAAGUUAUUCAAGUAUUCACAAAUUAAAAAUUAGUUAGUCUUGAUCACGAAAAUUGCUCAUUUUGUUUACAGAAAAUCAGAGGAGGUCAGGGAAGUUAAAAGUUGAUUUGCAUAGAAACUGUUUAAUUACAUAGAAAAUAUAAUGUUUCAUGAUUUAUGCCAUAUGGUUGGUUGUAUUAUCAAGAGAAAUUCAGAACGAUUGCUGCAUUACCUUUUGGUUCACAAUGUCUGCUGAUGAUUUAAAUAUAAUUUGACAUUUUUAUUUAUAUAUUUCUAAACCGAUGUUGUCAUUAAGUUUUUUAAUUUUUCAUUUUCAUAGUAUUACGUUCACUAGAUUUUUAUCAUACCAUUUUGAAUAAUAUGAGUUUAGACAUAACCAUCUUACGAUUUAAAUUGAUUUGGAAUAAGGUAAAAUAGUUUUGCAAUUGUUUCAGAAGUCUUUUCAUUUAGCCCAGCAUAAAUCAAUCUGUUAGUGUCUUUUAUGUUAAAUAUUUUAAUGCAUCAUUUAUUUUAAAUAGACAUCUUACAUCUUAUUUCUAUAUUUUUUAAUUAGGUAGUUGUUUUAUACAAAUUUGCUGCUGUGUCUUUAGCUGUGGUAAAUUCUCAACAAAGGUGUUGAGUUUGAUAAAGUACUUUAAAAACUUUUAAAAUUAUUAUUAUAUUAUUGAAAAUAAAUAAAACAUUAGGUAUUUUUGAAUAAAAAAUUAUAAUUUUUAUAUUUUGGUUUAAAAAAAUUAAAAAUUGUUUGAAUACAGAACCUCAUGUAUGUGUUUAUUCAUUUGUAUUUUUCUUCUCAGUAUUCACCUUUGAAUAUUAAAAAAUGAAAUUUU
Messenger RNA from Stegodyphus dumicola, 6093 nucleotides. Its product is annotated as uridine diphosphate glucose pyrophosphatase NUDT14-like. Lineage: Eukaryota; Metazoa; Arthropoda; Arachnida; Araneae; Eresidae. The record is from RefSeq and is a predicted model, not a curated record. Gene Ontology annotation, molecular function: UDP-sugar diphosphatase activity; metal ion binding. Gene Ontology annotation, biological process: ribose phosphate metabolic process; nucleoside phosphate metabolic process.